Colletotrichum higginsianum IMI 349063 is the source of this 555-nucleotide messenger RNA. RefSeq names its product Chitin binding protein. Lineage: Eukaryota; Fungi; Ascomycota; Sordariomycetes; Glomerellales; Glomerellaceae. The coding region runs from base 1 to 555 and encodes 184 amino acids. The record is from RefSeq and is a predicted model, not a curated record. The transcript has 2 exons.
AUGCGCGCUUCCGUCACUUCUGCAACGGCGCUCCUCGCCACCAUGGUCUCUGCCCACGGCAACAUCGUCUCACCUCCCGCCCGCGCGGCCGGUGCGGCCAUGGCCGCAGCCUGCGGAGAGGCAAAUGUCCAGGCCGUGACGACGGACCCUACCAUUCCGCUGGAGGACCUCACCAACCCGCCUGCUACUUGCCAGGUGGACCUCUGUCGAGGCGCAAAGUUCGAGGACAACGCGGCCAACGUGCAGACGUUCAAGCCGGGCGAGGUCGUCCAGAUGAAGGCCGCGAUACCGAUCCCACACGAGGGGCCCAUGAACGUGUCCGUCGUCGACACGGCCACGAACAAGGUCAUUGGCGAGCCGCUCAUCGUCUUCGACACCUACGCCGACGAGAAGCUGCCGCAGCUGCCGGCGAACAACACCGACUUCUCCGUCACCAUGCCGAACCUGCCGGCCGGCACCUGCGCUCAGGGCGGCCAGUGUGUGCUGCAGUGGUUCUGGGUCGGAACGAGCGCGAAGCAGACGUACGAGAGCUGCGUGGACUUUGUGAUGGGCUGA